CUUGCUGCCGGCUCUAGGGAGGAUUAUCUAUUUUAGCAACUCGGGAAGGGAGGAGGCCAGGAGCGCCCAGCCUCCACCAGUCAGGCUGCUGGGGCGCAGCGCAGAGGCGCCAGCUCCCGGCUCCGAGGCUGCGGAGCUGCUGCAGGAAGGCUGCAGGGCUCCGGGUCUGGGACCUGCUGGCGGGCAGGAGUGAUGUUGGCGGUGUCACUCAAGUGGCGGCUGGGCGUGGUGAGGCGGAGGCCCAAAGACGAUGGGCCUUACUCAAAAGGAGGGAAGGACACAGCAGGGGCUGAUGGGGCCCUGGUGUGCCGCCGCCAGAGCAUUCCAGAGGAGUUCCGGGGCAUCACCAUGGUAGAGCUGAUCAAGCGUGAGGGCAGCACUCUGGGCCUGACCAUCUCCGGAGGGACUGACAAGGACGGGAAGCCCAGAGUUUCCAACCUGAGACCUGGAGGCCUGGCAGCCAGGAGUGAUCUACUGAAUGUGGGCGACUACAUCCGCUCAGUGAAUGGGAUCCAUCUGACCCGCCUCCGACAUGACGAGAUCAUCACACUGCUGAAGAAUGUUGGCGAGCGCGUGGUGCUGGAGGUGGAGUAUGAGCUGCCCCCGCCCGCUCCUGAAAACAACCCGAGGAUCAUUUCCAAGACAGUGGAUGUCUCCCUCUACAAGGAAGGCAAUAGCUUCGGCUUUGUCCUCAGAGGAGGUGCCCAUGAGGACCUGCACAAAUCCCGCCCGUUGGUCCUGACUUACGUUAGACCUGGUGGCCCAGCAGACAGGGAGGGUUCCUUAAAGGUGGGCGACAGGCUGCUCAGCAUCGAUGGGAUCCCACUGCAUGGGGCCAGCCAUGCUACUGCAAUAGCCACCCUGCAACAGUGUAGCCAUGAGGCCCUUUUCCAAGUGGAGUACGACGUGGCCACCCCAGACACGGUGGCCAAUGCUUCGGGCCCUUUGGUGGUAGAAAUAGCCAAGACCCCAGGAUCUGCCCUGGGGAUCUCUCUCACCACUGGCUCCCACCGGAACAAGCCAGCUAUCACUAUCGACCGUAUCAAGCCAGCGAGCGUGGUGGACAGGAGUGGUGCCCUGCAUGCUGGAGACCACAUCCUCGCCAUCGAUGGCACCAGCACAGAACACUGCUCACUGGUCGAGGCCACUAAGCUCCUGGCCAGUGUGACUGAGAAAGUUCGACUGGAGAUCUUGCCUGCACCCCAGAGUCGUUGGCCCCUGAAGCCCCCAGAGGCAGUGAGAAUCCAGAGGAGCGAGCAGCUGCACCGCUGGGACCCCUGUGGUCCUUCUUGCCAUAGCCCAAGGCCGAGCCACUGCAGGGCACCUACGUGGGCAGCUGGAGGCCAAGACCAGAGCCGAUCUGUGUCCUCGACUCCCUUCUCCUCACCAACUAUGAACCCCACCUUUCCCUGUGCCAACGCCAGCACCCUGCCCAGAGGACCCAUGAGCCCCAGGACAACAGCGGGGAGGAGAAGGCAGCGAAGGAAAGAACACAGGAGCUCUUUGUCUCUGGCCUCCAGCACAGUAGGGCCCGGCGGGCAGAUUGUUCAUACGGAGACCACGGAAGUUGUGCUCUGUGGAGACCCCCUCAGUGGCUUUGGCCUACAGCUGCAGGGAGGCAUCUUUGCCACCGAGACCCUGUCCUCCCCACCCUUGGUGCGAUUUAUUGAACCUGACAGCCCCGCUGAGAGGUGUGGUCUGCUGCAGGUGGGGGACCGAGUCCUAGCCAUCAAUGGCAUUGCCACUGAGGAUGGGACCAUGGAGGAAGCCAACCAGCUGUUGCGGGAUGCUGCGCUGGCCCGCAAAGUUGUUUUGGAGAUCGAGUUUGAUGUGGCAGAGUCUGUCAUCCCAAGCAGUGGGACCUUCCACGUGAAGUUACCCAAAAGGCGUGGUGUGGAGCUGGGCAUCACCAUUAGCUCGGCCAGCAGAAAGCGAGGGGAACCCCUGAUCAUCUCGGACAUCAAGAAAGGCAGUGUGGCGCACAGGACUGGCACCCUCGAGCCAGGCGACAAGCUGCUGGCCAUUGACAAUAUUCGCCUGGACCACUGUCCCAUGGAGGAUGCUGUGCAGAUCCUGCGCCAGUGUGAGGACCUGGUGAAGCUGAAGAUCCGGAAAGAUGAGGACAACUCAGAUGAGCAGGAAAGCUCUGGCGCAGUCAGCUACACAGUGGAACUGAAGCGCUAUGGCGGACCGUUGGGCAUCACCAUCUCUGGUACAGAGGAACCUUUCGACCCCAUCAUUAUCUCUGGCCUCACCAAGCGGGGUCUGGCUGAAAGGACUGGUGCCAUCCAUGUUGGGGACCGCAUACUGGCCAUCAACAGCGUGAGCCUCAAGGGCCGGCCCCUGAGUGAGGCCAUCCACCUUCUGCAGGUGGCAGGGGAGACUGUCACACUGAAGAUCAAGAAGCAGCUGGACCGUCCCCUUCUCCCCCGCCAGUCAGGCAGCCUCAGUGAGGCCAGUGAUGUGGAUGAGGACCCCCCUGAGGCCCUCAAGGGAGGCUUGCUGACAACCCGCUUCUCACCUGGUGUACCCAGCGUGGACAGUGCUGUGGAGUCCUGGGGCAGCUCUGCCACAGAGAGUGGCUUUGGGGGCCCAGGCUCCUACACUCCGCAGGUGGCAGUCCGGAGCGGGACUCCCCAGGAGUGGCGUCCCAGCAGACUGAAGAAUAGCCCCCCACCCCUUGAGCCCCGGAGGACAAGCUACACACCGGGUCCCUCUGACGAAAGCUUCCCAGAGGAGGAAGAUGGGGACUGGGAGCCACCGAUGAGCCCAGCCCCUGGCCCCGCCCGAGAGGAGGGCUUCUGGAGAGUGCUUGGAGAGGCCCUUGAAGACCUGGAGUCCUGUGGUCAGUCUGAACUGCUAAGGGAGCUGGAGGCUUCCAUCAUGACAGGCACUGUACAGUCCGUGGCUGUGGAUGGCAGGCCUGGCUCUCGACCAUGGCGCCGGAGCCGGGAGGUCCGAACUUCCUCUGAAGACCUGCAGGAGCUGCUGCUACCAACGCCCCUGGAGAUGCACAGGGUGACCCUGCACAAAGACCCCGUGAGGAACGACUUUGGUUUUAGCGUCUCAGAUGGCCUCCUGGAGAAGGGUGUCUAUGUCCACACUGUGCGCAUUGACGGGCCAGCUCAGCUUGGAGGCCUGCAGCCCUUUGACCGUCUCCUGCAGGUCAACCAUGUUCGCACUCGGGACUUCGACUGCUGUCUGGCGGUACCACUCCUGGCAGAGGCUGGGGACAUCCUGGAACUGGUCGUCAGCCGUAACCCACUGGCACAGAGCCGCAGGACACCAGGAGCACCAGGCCCCAGUAGUCCCCAGAUGCUCUGAAGUCACUAUGUAGCUCAGCUGGAGGAGUGGCCUCCAGUCAUCCAGUUAUGGUGUGCAGAUUCCACACCUGGUAGAGUGGCAUCUUCAAGUUGGAUCUCGGAGAGCCUCAUGGGAAAGGCGUCAUCCCUGCUGCUCAGCCAGGAGAGCUCAGCUCCCAUCUCAGAGUGGCAGGAGGAAUGGGGACAGCCCAGCUCAGUGCGGCAACUAGACUGAGCUGCCAGUGCUUCCCAUCCUGGGAGGCUAAUAAGUAGGAGGUGGACAAUCCUGGUCUAUGGCAGGAGGCAUUCAGUGACCCAGCUGUACAGAUGGUACCCAGUGCACAGGGACCCUGCCACCAGGAAAGAUAUGGCACAAGAACAGUGUCCGCCCUUCUCCCAAAUGGUGGUGUUUUGAGAGCCUCCAGCAUCCCCAACCAUACUGAAGAACCCCAAUUAGGAACAUCUGGGGUGCUAGAGAAUGCUUGCCCUUUCCUUCAGGUUGGUCGUUCAAUCAUUUCCUUUUCUGGGUGAUUCCGAACCCCAGAGCAGAGCUGUGGCCAUCAACCCUCCUGAGCCACAAAACCUUAGUCCAAGUCCCCGUCCAGAGAAAGGGCACUGCUCAGGUCAAAAGGUCCAGGAGCAUCCACUCACCUGCCAUUCCAACAGAUAACCAUGGAAAUAAGGCUGAGCCACAGCUAUGCCCCUGAUCCCAUCCAUGGAAGAGAGGAAGAAGAAAGAAGCUGAGAUGGAGGGAGGUCGGCUGAAGGACAAGAGAGUAGCAAGAGGGAGCAGUGUCCAAAGAGGCUACACAAGGAGGUCCCCAGCAUCCCUUAACUCUGGGUUCCUCCAUCUCUGCCAAGCAGAACCCUUCCAGCUUCAAGCAAGACUCAAGACACUUCCCAGUGGUCUGGGCUGGCUUGGAGACUGGCUUCCUGUUUGUCCAGCUCAAGGUCUCAAGGACCCAGGGGGCCUCCAACCCCACCUCAUCACCCCUCUCUGCUCUUGAAGCUCAUUGCUGGAAAGAACUCCCUGUUAAGAGGACAGCUGGGGCCCUAAGAAGCCAUUCUUUUCCCCAGUUCCCUUGGCUGAGUAACCUUGAGUAAAUCUGACAGACACAGAGCGAACUCCAGCCGCCCACUCAGACCUGUCAGCUCUCUGCUUUUCCUCAGCUUCCCCCCAUACCCUGCCCUUCAUGCUGGCCUCCCCAGGGACCCUAAUGCCUGGGUCCAGGUAACCCAGUGUCUCUACUUUCACUGCCCCAGGGUAAAAAGAUACUACCCACCCAUCAUGGGCACCAAACGAACUAAGACCUUCGGCUUCGAGGGCAGGUAAAUGGCACAGCAGAGAGGUGACUCCUGGCCACCAGCACACCUGAUGCUGGGUGACCUUGGGCAGAUGGCUCAGCCUCUCUGGAUUUCUGGUGUGUGGCAUGACUGACUGUACCCUGAAAGCCUCUUAGCUUGGAAAAUCUGUGUUCCACUUAAAGACUCCAGGCUCCGAAAAUGCAACCACUCGACCACUACCCUCUCCCCGGGCUGAGGCUCUCCCAUCCUCCCAGAUGUAUGCAACUAGGCCAAGCGGGUGGACCUUCUGGCCGUGGCCUGAGGCCUUCUCAUAUGCAAUAUCCCCCCUGGCUUCUCACAGGGGUGUUUGCCCCACAUAACAUCCCUAGCCCCCUCCCCAGUGAGCAUCCUGCCUGCCUAUGCAUUUUGGGUACCUCCCCUGUGACACCCAUCCCCAGAGCUGUAUUUUUCUCUGGCUAAGAUUAGAACAUAUUCCUUGUAAAGUAUUUUUCUAUGCGGGUUUUCUUAGGGCUCCCAGGAAGCACCCAGCACACCCAUGGCUCCACUGCACAGGCUGUUCCUGGUCUGUCUGGGGCCCACGUAAAAAUCUUUGUCCCACCAGGCAUCGCAGUGACUGGGGGGCGGGGGGAAGUUGAGUGCUGUUGGGGUGAUUUUGUAAUAAAAUUGGUUAAAUG
Messenger RNA from Mastomys coucha (southern multimammate mouse), 5280 nucleotides. RefSeq names its product glutamate receptor interacting protein 2 (gene Grip2). Gene Ontology annotation, molecular function: protein binding. The record is from RefSeq and is a predicted model, not a curated record. The transcript is spliced from 24 exons. Bases 193 to 3324 code for a protein of 1043 amino acids. NCBI's taxonomy places the organism in Eukaryota, Metazoa, Chordata, Mammalia, Rodentia, Muridae. Gene Ontology annotation, biological process: neurotransmitter receptor transport, endosome to postsynaptic membrane.